Messenger RNA from Erigeron canadensis, 2779 nucleotides. RefSeq names its product homeobox-leucine zipper protein ATHB-15-like. The transcript is spliced from 18 exons. Bases 175 to 2688 code for a protein of 837 amino acids. Gene Ontology annotation, molecular function: lipid binding; DNA binding; DNA-binding transcription factor activity. The record is from RefSeq and is a predicted model, not a curated record. NCBI's taxonomy places the organism in Eukaryota, Viridiplantae, Streptophyta, Magnoliopsida, Asterales, Asteraceae.
CCCAACAACUCCACAUUUCAUUUCAUCACAUCAAACACCAACAAACAACCAAGAAUCAUUAUCAAGCAAAUCCAACAUGUUUCAAAGAUUAGGAACUAUAUCUUGAUAUUAUUGAGCCAAUAAUAAAUAUUAAGAAAAAGAGGGGUUUGUGUUAGAGUGGUUUUGUAAGUUUUUAUGAUGGCAAUGUCCUGCAAGGAUGGUAAAGGUGCAAUAAUGGAUAAUGGGAAAUAUGUGAGAUAUACACCUGAGCAGGUUGAAGCCCUUGAAAGAUUGUAUCAUGAAUGCCCAAAACCCACUUCUAUUCGGAGGCAACAGCUCAUUCGUGAAUGCCCUAUUCUUUCCAACAUUGAGCCCAAACAGAUCAAAGUUUGGUUUCAAAACAGAAGAUGCAGAGAAAAGCAAAGGGUAGAGGCUUCGCGGUUGCAAUCAGUGAAUCGAAAGCUUUCUGCGAUGAACAAGCUUCUAAUGGAGGAAAAUGAUAGGUUGCAAAAACAAGUGUCUCAUCUUGUGUAUGAAAAUGGUGUUUUUCGACAACAAACACAAAAUGUGACUGUUGCUAGUAAGGAUAAUACUAGCUGUGAAUCGGUGGUGACAAGUGGUCAACGCCGUUUGACUCCACCGCAUCCUCCAAGGGAUGCAAGCCCUGCUGGACUUAUGUCCAUUGCAGAGGAAACUUUUGCAGAGUUUCUUUCGAAGGCUACUGGAACCGCUGUCGAGUGGGUCCAGAUGCCUGGAAUGAAGCCUGGUCCGGAUUCCAUUGGAAUCGUUGCUAUUUCUCAUGGUUGCACUGGUGUGGCAGCACGGGCAUGCGGCUUGGUCGGUCUUGAACCUACAAGGGUUGCUGAAAUCCUCAAGGAUCGCCCCACGUGGUUCCGUGACUGCCGAGCCGUGGAAGUUCUCAAUGUGCUACCCACUGCUAAUGGUGGAACCAUUGAACUUUUAUACAUGCAGCUUUAUGCUCCUACAACUUUGGCUACGGCUCGUGACUUCUGGUUGUUGCGCUAUACCACUGUUACCGAAGAUGGCAGUCUAGUGGUAUGUGAAAGAUCACUAACCAACACCCAGAAUGGUCCAAGCAUACCAGCAGUGCCAAAUUUUGUGCGAGCAGAAAUGCUGUCUAGUGGGUACCUUGUUAGACCUUGUGAAGGAGGUGGGUCAAUCAUACACAUUGUUGACCAUAUGAAUUUAGAGGCAUGGAGUGUACCUGAAGUCUUGCGUCCAUUGUAUGAAUCAUCAGUUGUGCUUGCUCAAAAAACGACUAUGAUGGCGUUACGCCAGCUGAGACAAAUUGCUCAGGAAGUUUCUCAAGCCAGUACCGCUAAUUGGGGCCGAAGACCCGCAGCCUUAAGAGCAUUUAGCCAGAGGUUGAGCAGGGGCUUUAAUGAGGCCGUGAAUGGGUUUACUGAUGAAGGAUGGUCGAUGAUGGGUAAUGAUGGAAUGGAUGAUAUUACGAUUCUUGUAAACUCUUCACCUGAAAAGCUUAUGGGGUUGAAUCUUUCUUUCUCAAAUGGAUACCCGUCUGCUAACACUGCCGUCAUGUGUGCAAAAGCAUCAAUGCUUUUACAGAAUGUUCCUCCGGCCCUCUUACUUAGGUUUUUGAGGGAGCAUCGUUCAGAAUGGGCAGACAACAAUGCUGAUGCUUACACAGCGGCAGCAAUCAAACUUGGUCCAUGUAGCUUUCCAGGGUCUCGAUCCACUAACUUUGGGGGUCAAGUUAUUCUUCCCCUUGCACAUACAAUUGAGCAUGAAGAGCUUUUGGAGGUGAUCAAGUUGGAGGGUGUCGGAAAUUGUCCCGGAGAAUCUUUAAUGGGUCCAGACAUGUUUCUGCUGCAACUAUGCAAUGGAAUGGACGAAAAUGCUGUUGGUAUGUGUUCGGAACUUAUAUUUGCUCCCAUUGAUGUGUCUUUCGACGAUGAUGCACCUCUUUUGCCUUCUGGUUUUCGCAUCAUUCCUCUUGAUUCGGGCAAGGAGGAUGGUAGCCCAAAUCGUACCCUUGAUCUUGCUUCCGCUCUUGAAGUUAGAGGGUCCGGGAAUAAACCUUCUGGUGAUCGAAAUGUAGGCAGUGGUAGUGCUAGAUCAGUGAUGACAAUUGCUUUUGAGUUUGCUUUUGAAAGCCACAUGCAAGAAAGUGUAGCUUCUAUGGCCCGUCAAUAUGUUCGCAGCAUUAUAUCAUCGGUUCAGAGGGUAGCAUCAGCAUUAUCUCCAUCUUUGAAAGGAGGUUUUCAGGCAUCAUUGGGUACUCCAGAAGCACAUACACUAGCUCGUUGGAUUUCCCACAGUUACAGGUCUUUCUUGGGUGUUGAGCUACUAAAAUCUGCGGGUGAAGGAAGUGAAUCGAUCCUUAAAUCUUUGUGGCACCACCCGGAUGCAAUCUUAUGCUGCUCUCUGAAGGCAAUGCCAGUUUUUACAUUUGCAAAUCAAGCUGGUCUUGAUAUGCUUGAGACAACACUUGUGGCACUUCAAGACAUCAGUCUGGAGAAGAUUCUUGAUGAGAAUGGAAGAAAGGGUUUAUGCUCAGAGUUUCCACAGAUAAUGCAGCAGGGUUUUGCGUGUCUUCAAGGAGGUAUUUGUGUAUCCAGUAUGGGGAGACCAGUUUCUUAUGAGAGAGCUGCCGCAUGGAAAGUGUUGAAUGAAGCCGACAAUGCUCAUUGCAUAUGCUUUAUGUUUAUCAACUGGUCAUUUGUUUAAGGCUGAAUGAAUCAGAUGAUGGUAGGUUUUAGCUGUUUUUGUGUUACUUUUGUUGGACCUUAAAAAAUGUGGUUAGUUAUUUGGAUCUUGA